GAAAUGCGCGGGAAAGACUGGACGUGAUUCGCGGCAUUUUUUAAGCAUUCGCCGGUCGAGAAAGUCGCAAGGUUUCACAACAAAAAAAUAUUUCCUAACAUUCUACAAUCCUUUUAAAAAUCUUCACUUCUUUUACAAGAAAAAUGGCAGAAUAUGGUGUUGCAGAGAAUGGAGUUUCAAAAGGGCAUCAAAUUUAUCGUCUAGCAUUGACUGGAGGUCCUUGUGCAGGAAAGACUACCUCUCAAGCAAGAUUGUCUACAUUUUUUGAAAACUUAGGAUGGAAGGUCUUUCGUGUACCUGAAGCCUCUACCAUUUUACUUGGAGGUGGAGUAAAGUUCCCAGAUUUGACUUCUGAUCAACGUGUUAAAUUUCAAGAGAAUUUGUUGAAAACCAUUAUCCAAUUGGAAACCACGUUUUUUGAGCUGGCAGAAUCUUGCAACCAGAAUUGCUUGAUUAUUUGUGAUCGCGGAGUCAUGGAUCCCUCAGCAUUUGUGUCCAAAGAAGAAUGGCAGGCAUAUUUGAAGAAAAAUAAUUGGAACAAUGUGAAACUUCGUGAUGAAAGAUACAAUCAAGUCAUUCAUCUUGUUACAGCAGCGAAGGGCGCGACGGCUUUUUAUCAGUUGGAAAAUAACAACACAAGAACGGAAGGACUAGCAUUGGCCAGAGAAUUGGAUGAUAAAGCUUGUCAGGCCUGGGUUGGUCAUCCAUAUUUUGAUGUCAUUGAAAAUUCUGAAGAUUUCAACGACAAAGUCUCUCGAACCAUUGCAGCAGUUUGCGCAAAGAUUGGGAUCGAUAUAAACGACCGUCUCGACAAGGACAGCAAGAAACGGAAAUUCUUGGUUUCAAAACCUCCAAAUAUUGAGGAUUUUCCUCCAUACCAAGAUUUUGACGUUCAACACGACUACCUCGUCGCCGCGGGCGGUCCGCAAGUUCGUAUCCGAAAACGAGGACAAGGUGGACAUUUUACCUACACUCAUACGGUACGCUUGCUUGUAAAAGACCAAACAGUCGAACGAAGAAAGAUUAUUUCAUCAAGAGAUUACGAGAUGUUUUUACAACAGCGGGACCCGACCCGUAAAUCAGUGGUGAAAAGACGAACUUGUUUUCUGUGGCAAAAUCAAUAUUUCCAACUCGAUAGCUACUGUCAGCCGUGCAAUGAAAGAUGUAAAGGGUUGAUAAUCCUGGAAACGUACACGACGAAUCGGAGCAGCGACCUUCCGCUGCCAGAUUUCCUGGAAAUCGAGAAGGAAAUAACGAAUGAUAAGGACUAUUCCAUGUACAACCUCUCCGUGGACGAUUCCUGACUUGGGUAACGUAUUUGUUGCGUGAUUGUCGCCGUGUUGUCAUAAUCAUGUGUGGUUAUAUAUUUAUAAGUACUGUGUAUAUGUAGGUGUAAAUUUUUUAAUUUUCCAAGUUGCAAACUGCCUAAGGUUCAUACGUCGCAUUUUGGUCCCGUCGAAUGCAAUUCAAACAAUAGAUAAUGAGAUCGUAAACCUUAUUAGGCUUCAUUAUCAUCUCAUUAUCGAUUGUUUGAAUUGCAUUCGACGCGACCAAAACGUAUGAACUAGGCCUAACGAGCAGAUAACCCAGCAUAGCCUCGCUUUACUUUUACCGCAUUUUAUAGAACAUGUUUAUGACGAAAAGUAACACUUUUUUAAGGCAAAAAUGUACGGUACU
This is a messenger RNA of Dendronephthya gigantea, 1677 nucleotides long. RefSeq names its product TRPL translocation defect protein 14-like. Lineage: Eukaryota; Metazoa; Cnidaria; Anthozoa; Malacalcyonacea; Nephtheidae. Bases 144 to 1304 code for a protein of 386 amino acids. Gene Ontology annotation, molecular function: phosphatidic acid binding; phosphatidylinositol binding; GTP binding. The record is from RefSeq and is a predicted model, not a curated record. The transcript is spliced from 13 exons.